Molecule: messenger RNA, 927 nt
Organism: Desarmillaria tabescens
Lineage: Eukaryota; Fungi; Basidiomycota; Agaricomycetes; Agaricales; Physalacriaceae
Exons: 1
Coding region: 195-581 (128 amino acids)
Source: RefSeq, a predicted model, not a curated record
AUGGUGGGCAACUUUACCGCUAGGCUGGAAGUAUUCAGUAUCAAGAUCGGCGAACUUACGGAUGACUCUCAAAUGACGAAGCAACAGAUUUCUGAAACACAGAUUAUCGUAACCACGCCGGAAGAAUGAGACGCUGUGACGCGUAAAAGCACUGACACCAGUCAUACAAAUCUCGUUUCGGCUGAUCAUUAUUGAUGAGCCUCACUUGCUUCAUGACGAGGGUGGUCCAGUUCUGGAGCAUCGUUGCUCGAACAGUCUGCUGCUCUGCCCAAUUAUCAGGAUAUCACCACCUUCCUUCGCGUCGAACAAUCGAAAGGACUCUUCUACUUCGACACUUCUUAUCGACCUUGCGGACUGCAGCAACAGUUUAUUGGAGUCACAGAAAAGAAGGCGAUCAAGCGGUACCAACUGAUGAACGGAGUCUGCUACGAGAAGGCCGUCGACCAAGCUGGAACCCUGGUCUUUGUGCAUCCGCGGAAAGGGACAGCGAAAACGGCGAAAUUUCUGAGAGACAUGGGCGGUGGAGAAGGAGACAAUUACUCAGUUUGUCAAGGCUGAUGGCGCUACACGGGAAAUCCUAACUGAAGAAGCCAACAAUGUCAAGGAUUCCAACUUUCGCAAUCUUCUUCCUUUCGGUUUCGGUAUUCAUCACGCUGGUAUGUUCAUUCCCUGGUGGAGAAGUUGUUUGCGGACGGAUCUGCUCAGGUCCUCGUGUGUACUGCGACACUAGCCUGGGGUGUUGAUCUGCCAGUGCAUACGGUGAUCAUAAAGAGUACCAAAGAUCUACAACCCGGAGAAGGGUCGUUGGGUUGAGCUGUCUUCACAGGAUGUGCUCCAAAUACUUGGACGUGCAGGACGGCCGCAGUCUGGCGAAGGCAUCAUUAUCAUUAACCAUACCGAACUCCAGUACUAUCUGAGCUUGCUCAA